GCAGUUCGCGUUACCCGCGCCGCCCGCACCCGUCACUCGCGCACCGGUCACCACCGACGGUCCGGAGCGGCGCUCGCGCUCGGCGCUCAGUCGCAACCGCGGAAACUGACGCGACGCAUGCUUAUUUUUGAUAUGCGUAAUAUUGUGCCUUCAAAUGAAAUUUUUUCUUGCUCCAGUCUUCUCGGCUUUAUACGGAUGAUAUCAGAUAGUGCUCGAGAGAACUGCUACGGCUAGUGUUGACUUCAAAAGUGUUGCUGAUGUUUUUACACCAAUUUACCCAUUCUGUUAUAAGAGCCCCAGACGAAUUGCAAUGGUGACAUGAUAUGGUCAGAAUGCGGUGUGCGACGUGGUGGCCUCUGAUAGCGUUUUUGCUGACGCGAACAUUUGCGCAGCGCGCCGUGCCUACUGCCUGUGAGGACGACGCUUGUCGUUGCGAUUCCUUCACGAGGCUCAUAUGUCACUGCACCAGAGAAUAUGAGGAGCUGACGCUGCGACCCGACGGUGCGUACAGAGUACCUUCGACAGCAACAGCUAUUAUAAUCGAGGGCUGUGAGCGCGUUAUCUUUCUAUCGGAUACAAUCCGAAAUCUCAUUCAAUUACGAACGAUAGAGCUCAAAAAUGUUGGCUAUGUUGUUAUAAGCGAAAGAGCCUUGGCCUGGUCUCCUUAUCCUAGAGAUAGCGAGAUAGAUCCCGGUAUUAGUAUAAAAAUAAUCAACAGCACUGUCAACGAAAUUUCAUCCUACGCCAUUCAAGGCCAUAUUAACGACAUAUUGAUCAGCGACAGCAAAAUGAUCACUCUGAAGCCUUAUGCCUUUUCUAGUUUAACUGGAGUUAAAAAUAUAGAGCUUACAAACAAUGUUUUCAAGAAUGUCGAGAUACAAGCUUUCAAGAAGUUCACGACUGCAAACUUUAUAAUGCGCGGUGGUGAAGCCAAGACACUACCGAGUAGAUUCGUGUCCGACGUAGAAGUAACUAACCUAUUCCGGAUCGAAGGAGUAAAUAUUGACACUUUAUCUAGUUUAACGUUUCUUGUCAGUUUACCAAAGAGAGUAUUGAUAGAAAAUAAUAUUAUACGAGUUUUAGAAGGAGAUAGUUUUCAUAUAACUUCAAGGGGGCCUGUAACAUUUAGAAAUAACACAGUAUCGAACAUUAGUAAAGGUGCUUUUUUUGGGUUUACGGUGGACAGAGAAGUAUUGUCAGUUGCGGGGCGACAGGAACUAUUAAUUGACAACAAUACAAUGAGUACUGUUAUGCCGUCAUCACUUGUAUACAACCAGACCACAUUAUCGCGUCGCAUCGAUGGAUUAAACCUUAACGCGAAGUGUAGCUGUCGGUUAGCAGAGGAAUGGCGGGAAGUUUUAAGCGAACAAGGUGGCAUUGUUAACUGCUGGUAUGAUCUGGAAGGUCACUACAUAUCUCUUCCAACAUUCGUCGACAGUCGAUGUGGCUCCUUUAAGCAAACCUUCUGGAUUUUCGUCGUUGUAGGUAUUUUAUUCGUAACGCUAAUAGCGGCUAUUGUGAUAUUUUUUAUAGUGAGACGUGAGAAUGAAAAAAAGAAAAAAGUACAAAUAGUUCUCCCUGACGGAAAGACGUAUAGAGAAACAGAAUUUCAUAUCGUUGUAGAGAGAGCCGAACUUUUGACAACGGACUUAUGAUUGUACUGUGUUAGUUUAUAAGAUGUUUGGAUCUCCAGAACCAGAGAACCUCUCUGGUCAAUAAGGUAAUCGACGGGCGAUGUCUACACAUACUAAUAUAGUGUUCUACCUCAAGAUGUCAUCGUGAAAUUGUGCCAAGAUUGUUUAUCUUUCGAUCAGUAUUAUUCGAUAUGUUAAAUCAUGUUAUUGCGUUGUUGUUAUAUGAAGUGUAUAUUAAUAUAAGAAUGUCAAUAAAGUACAAAUCGAUUGAUUAAAAA
This is a messenger RNA of Vanessa tameamea, 1912 nucleotides long. RefSeq lists its product as uncharacterized. The record is from RefSeq and is a predicted model, not a curated record. Lineage: Eukaryota; Metazoa; Arthropoda; Insecta; Lepidoptera; Nymphalidae. Bases 324 to 1655 code for a protein of 443 amino acids. The transcript is spliced from 3 exons.